AUUCUUUCGAUAGCUUUCGACCUAGCAACAUUCUCAAUUUUUUUUUAAGAAGUAUAAUUUCUUUUCCCUUUUUCCUCUAGAUGUUUUUCAGCAAGUUUUUAUAUUCUAUAUAUAUAUAUACAGUUUCUAGUAUAAUAUUCUAUUAUAUAAUAUAUUAGUCAUACUUCUCUAGUAUAUUAAUAAAUAUUUUAAAUAAUAACUUUUCUUCUUUUAUCUUGUCAUCUAACUAUUUUGAAGAAAUUGUCGAUAUGUUUGUAGUACUCUCAACUUUCCUAUUUACUUCAGAUUUGAUUAUGUCAGAGGAAUUAGAAUGGGAAAUGAUGGAUAUUUUCGAAUCGGGUAUGUUUGCAUUUCCGAUUUGGGAGCACAAUUCGGCUAGACAGAUUGUUAGAUACUUAAUGAAAAGAGGUGUGAUAGUGGAAGAAAUCGCUGAUGCCAUUGAAGAUAAUGAGGCGGAUGUUUCCACUUGGUUAAAUCAUGGAGGAAAAUAUAUGGUUGGAGAAUGGAUGUUAGCGUGGAUGAAUGAAUGCCAUGAUGAUUUUAGGAGGCAAGAAGAGCAAGUCUCGGCCGAUUCUGAUCUUGUAAAAGAAUUAGGAGCUAAUCGUCCCGAUUGGGCAGACCGACGAAAAUCUUCUGAUGGAUCUUCAGGACGAUUAGCUAAGAGACGACAAAGUAUAUUCGCUUGGCGACAUCGCUCAUCUUUAUGGCAAACUGUAUUAACUAAUGAAAUGGCCCAGCUUCAGGAAACUGUUGAAAGUAGCGAAAGUGAAAAGUCUAGCGAUUCCACUUUAACUGAAAAUGAAGUGUUUUACGCCUCAAUAAAAAAACAUAUGAGUCAGAGUUCCGCCCCUCCAUUACCUCCAAGAAAGCGAGCUCUAUCACCACCUUCAGAAACUUCUUCCUCAAAACAAAGAUCCCUUUCCUCUCAACAUAUGGUAAGGUUUGCAGAAGAGGAAGAAGAACACCUAUAUACUAAAGUUUCAAAAGAGAACACCAGGGUAGAUUAUUAUGAAAAAACCAAAGUUUAUUUGGAAAGCCUUCAAAAUAUCGCCUUUGCCGACGAUGUUGAUUAUGAAGAACAGUAUGAUAUUGACUAUUCGGAUAAGGAAGACGAGGCAAGAGAAGAACAAUACAAUGAAAAGAAUAGCAAUAUAUAUGCAACUGUCAACCGUGAAAGGUUCUUUAUCAAAGAAGACGAGGUUGAAAGGGAAACGAACGAAAAAGAUAAUGAAGAAUUCAUUAAAUAUUCAGGGGAGAUUGAACUUUCCAAGACAUUUUCUAAUUUUGAAAAAUCUUUGGAGGAUAGCAAAGAUUUAGAUAUAAUUGAAAGAGAAGGCAAAACUUGUCAUUAUGCUAUUGAUGCAUCGACUCAAACAGACUUAGUUCAAAUCAACUCAGAGGAAGAGACAACCGGGUCAAAAUGUCCAUGCUCAUUAUCUUAUUAUAGUAAAACCUUGCCUUCAUCGUCUAUCUACAUAACGUCAGAUAAGAAACAACUCUUUAUACCUUGGUCUAGCCCACAUUUGUACAGGAUAACAAACUCUUUCGACAAACACUCUCAAGUUGUUUGGCAAUUUAACGUAAACGAUUCUAAAAGAACGCUCAAAGAUAUAACUAAUAUUUUGAAUGCUUAUCGGCUGCAUUCUGACUGGUUUCGAUGUUCUUUAACCACAGUAAUGGCUGCCGUCUCUCAGGCUAUGAGAAAAAAAUAAAUACAAUUAUUAGCAAAAAAUUCAGAAUAUAUACUGUAUUAAUGCAAUAGAAGAAAGAGGGAAAAGAUCGUUUUAUUAUACUGCAUACAUAUAAAUUGUAUAUUUUUAAAGCAUUUUCUUUGGGAUAUACAUCACUGCAUAUUGUUUCUUUUUAUUAUAACUAUACAUUUUAUUUGUUGAGAUAUGUAUUGUGCAAACUUGUAAAGGACCAGUAAUAAAAGAAAUAAAACUUUUCCCACCUGAAGGGCAGAAAAAAAAUCGAUUAUUUUCAUCUGUGUAAGGGAAUAUUUAUGAAUUCCGUCUAGAUUUUAG
This is a messenger RNA of Dimorphilus gyrociliatus, 2024 nucleotides long. The record is from the annotation of a GenBank genome assembly. Lineage: Eukaryota; Metazoa; Annelida; Polychaeta; Dinophilidae.